Cetraspora pellucida is the source of this 277-nucleotide messenger RNA. NCBI's taxonomy places the organism in Eukaryota, Fungi, Glomeromycota, Glomeromycetes, Diversisporales, Gigasporaceae. The record is from the annotation of a GenBank genome assembly.
UUUAACAUUUAAUGAAUCUAGCUUAACAUCUGAUGAAUCUAAUUUAUUAUCUGAUGAAUCUAGCUCAACAUUUAAAAAAUUUAAUCUAGCAUUCAAUGAACAAGAUAUUACUAAUCAAAUAGUUAUUUGUGAAUUUGGUCAAAUAUCUGAAGAGAGUAUGUUAAGAAAUGAUAAGACUAUUAAUGAAUAUUUAAGUAAUAAUAGUGAAUGUAGUGAUAAUGAUGAGAUAAACAGUGCAGAAUUUCCAAGUAUUGCAUAUCAAAAUUUCAUAGAAAUA